Apis laboriosa (Himalayan honeybee) is the source of this 2675-nucleotide messenger RNA. RefSeq names its product coiled-coil domain-containing protein 40 (gene l(2)41Ab). The record is from RefSeq and is a predicted model, not a curated record. Gene Ontology annotation, cellular component: cytoplasm. The transcript is spliced from 9 exons. Gene Ontology annotation, biological process: axoneme assembly. NCBI's taxonomy places the organism in Eukaryota, Metazoa, Arthropoda, Insecta, Hymenoptera, Apidae. The coding region runs from base 79 to 2673 and encodes 864 amino acids.
CAAUUUUUCUUCAAUAAAUUAUGAAAAGAAUACAUAACCUUUUAUUAUUUUCAUAGUGCAAUAAAUUGUGUUUGAAUUAUGGCAACUACAUUACAUAUUCUGAAUCCAAAUGAUAAUUUGAUGAAAAAAUUUCAAGAAACACUACAUGCACAUUUAUUGCAUGUUGAUAAUAAACUUUCAGAAGAAAUAAUCAAUCUUGAAACAUCAAUAAAAUGUGCAGAAAAAGAAUUAGAAUCAGAAGCUAUACAACUUUAUCAAAUGCAGCAAGAUGUUCAACAUCAACAUACAAUAUUACAGCAAUAUAUACAAGCAUUAUCAAAAGUCACAUUUUUAAGAGAAAAAAAAAAUAAUAAUAUAGAAAAUGCUAAAGAAAUUCUAAAACAAAAUUAUUCAAAAUUAAAAGAAGAAAAAGAUAAAAAAGAAAAACUAUCUCAAAAAUUAAAAAAUUUAUUGGAAUUUCAUUCUUAUUUGUCUAAAUGGGAGAAAGAAUUAAAUAAUCAUUUAAUUUUAUCUAAACAAUUGUCAUUACAAGAUAUUAAUAGAAAUAAGAUAUUGAUUAAUAAAAAACAACAAAGAGAUUUUAUAUUAUAUCGAUUAAAAGAAGAAAUAUGGAAAAUUGAAUCAGAAAUAGCUUAUUUUGAUGAGCAAUUACAAAUCAAAAAUAAAGAAAAAGAAGAUGCUAAUAAAAUGAUAAUUGAUGCAAAUACAGAUUUAGAAACUCUGCAUACAGAACAUAAAGAUUUACAUAAUAUAUGGAAAUCUAUAGUAACUAAUAUUUCUAAAAGAAGUAAUAUUCACGAUCAAUUAUAUUUUGAACAAAAAGAAGCACAUAAAUUAUACAAUGGAUUGUUAUUAGAAAUACAAAAAGUAAAUAAAGAAAUAGAAAAAGAAAUGGAAAAUAAUGAAUAUUUGACAUCAUGGAACUUUCGAAUAGAAAAUAAUAUUAAAAUUACAUCACGAGCAAUAUCAGUAUACAAUGAAAAAAUUGCAAAAAAUAAAGAAGAAUUGUUAAACUUAACUAAAAUUAAUGAACAAACAGAAUAUGAUUAUAAUGUUAUACUUAGUAAAUAUCAAAAUUAUCUUUAUGAAGAAGAACAAAUAAAUAAAAAGCUUGAAACUACUUUUCAAAAACAAAAUAAUUUAGAAAAAACAAUAUUUGAAAAAUUGGAAGAAAAAGUUUUAUGCAAUAAGACAACUAAAUAUAUAAAUGAAUUAUUAAUGAGUACAAAAAAUAUUGUAUUAGAACAUGAAAUUUCUAUUGCACGUAUAGAAAAUACAUAUGGAAAUAAUCUGUUACAAUUAGAAAAACUUAAAAAUCUCAUUGAAAUUAAAAAAACAGAAUUAUUGGAACUGACACAGAAGAAUACUGGGAAAGAAAAACAAAUAGAUGAAUUACAAAAGGAAACAAAAAAAUAUGAAGCAAUGAUAGGAAAGUCACAAACAAAACUUCUUGGAAUAAAUAAACUUAUUGAACAGAUAUUACCAAGUAUUGGUGGAGAAGAAUUGAGUCCACAAGAUUUAAAAAUUGUUAGUUUAGAAAAAAAUAUUCAAGAACUUCAACAAAAUAUUAAAAAAGCACAACAAUUUUGGUUGCGUCAACAAGGUUUUUUUGUUUCAUUAAGUCAACAAAGAGAAUCACAGUUAAGAGAAUUAAAUCUUCUUGAAAAGGAAAUUAUGAUAAUAGGACAAAAAAAUUUUAAAUUGGAAUAUGCAUUAGAAAUGCUUACAAAGGAAGAAGCAAAUGUAAAUAAAAUUAUAAUUUCUCUUAAUCAAAAAUUAUCCCGUAUGAAUUCAAAUUUAGUAGUACAAAAAGAUUUAGAAAAAGAAUUGGAAGAUAAAAAUUGUAUAAUGAAAAAUGAAUGUCUUUUAUCUUUUCAAGAAUUAGAAUUAGAAGUUAUAAAAAUACAAAGUGAUUUAAAAAAUUUAUGUACAGAGAAAAUUAUACUUAAGGAAGAAUUAAAUUCUGCACAACAAGAAAGUUUAGCAUGGGAAAAAAAGGUACAAUUGUUACAAGAUACGAUUAAAAAUAUGAAAGAAGAAUCAAGUACUGGAGGUAUAGCUUCAAUGAAAAGUGAAAUUCAUAGAAUGGAAAUGAGACUUUCUUAUUUAAAAAAAAUUCAAGAAAAAUUAAUUCACGAUAUGAAUCUUUGUAUUACAAGAAGAGAUAUUAUAGUUGACAAAAUGUUUGGUAAACUUAAAAAGAAUCCAAAAGUAAAACAUAACGAAAAGAUUAUAAUGUAUAAACGUUUAUCUGAUCAAAAAGUAAAAAUCAAACAACUUUUAAAAAUUACAAAACAAACUGGCAAUAUGAUAGAAAAAUUAAAAAUUCAAAUAACAAGCAUUCAGAAUAAAUUAAUUAAAUGUCAAGAAUUUUUACAAAAUCUAAAAAUACAUGUUCAAACUAUAGAAAACGAAAUUGAACAAAUGGAAUUAUUAAAAUAUCACAAUUUACAUAGUUUAGUUCUUAAGCAAAGAAAAGUAAAACAAUUAUAUGAUAUAAAAAAUGGUAUAUAUAAAAUGAUUUAUAAAAACGAAAGUAUAAUUGAAGAAAAUUUGCAAAGAGAACAUUAUUGUAGAGAAUAUUUAAAAUGUACAUUAGAAAAAACUAAUCAUGAUUUUCCAACAUUAAAAAAUAGCAUAAAAAGAGUAUUGCUUACUUUGCAAACAUUUUAAAA